GGCCUUUAAAGUUAUCGCAUGAACUUUUAGGCUCCGUUUUGGCUUUUCAAAAGGCGGCCAGCGAUUCUCCAAAUGUCCCGUGACGAACACCUUUGUUUUUCCUCACUUUUAUUGUCCGCAUGAUGACAAUCUACAUCUCCAUCGCAUGGAAAAAGGAUGAGUGGCCACAAAAGCAAUGGCAGUCAAUGAACGAGCACUCUCCUGGGACUCUGUCUUUUUGCUCAGGGUUGCAGGUUUCCCCCUCCACCACCGCCCCUGCGUCAGAUGAUGCUGGCGGUCUCUGCCUAUAAAAGAUGCCGGUGUGCCAUUCCGACUGGCACUCUCUCUCUCUCUUUCUCUGUCUUCCCACAUCCACACACUUCACUCACUCGGUCUGUGAUCUCGACCAUUUCAGCAUGAGUUAUUCCGGCGACAUGUACACGAGCAGUUCAUACAGGAAGAUUUUUGGAGAUGCGCCACGCCGCGUCCCGGUGGGCAGCAGCCCGUCCCGGGUGACGGUGAGCUACCGCUCCGCACCCCAGCAGCAGCAGCACCGCACCUACGGAUCCCCAUCACCCAUGAUCGCAUCCUCAAGUUACCGGACCAAACUCGCCUCCGGCCGCGGCUUCCAAACCAUGCCGGACACCGUGGACCUGACGCAGACCACCGCCAUCACCAACGAGCUGAAGAUCAUCCGCACCAACGAGAAGGAGCAGCUGCAGGGCCUGAACGACCGCUUCGUGACGUUCAUCGAGAAGGUGCACAACCUCGAGCAGCACAACAAAGUUCUGGAGGCGGAGGUCGCGCUGCUGCGCCAGCGCCACAACGAGCCGUCGCGCCUGCACGACCUCUACGAGCAGGAGAUCCGCGAGCUGCGCGCUCGCGUCGAGGACCUGACGCACGAGAAAAGCCAGAUGCACCUGGACUGCGUGCAGAUGAACGAGGCUCUGGAGCGCCUUAAGGACAAGUUGGACGAGGAGAGCCGGCUGCGCGAGGAGGCCGAGACCAGCCUGAAGGGAUACCGCAAGGACGUGGACGACGCCACCCUGUCCCGCCUGGAGCUCGAAAAGAAAGUUGAGUCCCUGCUGGAUGAGAUCGCCUUCCUCAGGAAAGUGCACGAGGAGGAGCUGCAGGAGUUACAGGCGUCGCUUCAGGCCUCCCAGGUGUCUGUUGAGAUGGACAUCAGUAAGCCUGACCUUGCUGUGGCCCUGAAGGACAUCCGUGUCCAGUACGAGUCUCUCUCUGCCCGGAACCAGCAGCAGGCAGAGGAAUGGUACCGCUCUAAGUUUGCCACCGUGACGGAGGUUGCGGCACGCAACAAUGACGCUCUGAAGCAGACCAAGGAUGAGUUGUCUGAGUACCGCCGACAGCUGCAGGCCCGCACCCUGGAGAUUGAGGCCCUGAAAGCCCAUAACGAGGCCUUGGAGAGACAGCUGGGGGAGAUGGAGGACCGCCACAACAAUGAGAUGGGCGAGCUGCAGGACACUAUUCAGCAACUGGAGUCUGCUCUGAGGAGCACCAAAGGUGAGAUGUCCCGCCACCUGCGUGAAUACCAGGACCUGCUGAAUGUCAAGAUGGCACUGGACAUCGAGAUCGCAGCCUACAGGAAGUUGCUGGAAGGUGAAGAAUGCCGUCUAAGCUCUGUGGGCGGAGCCAUGCUGCAGUCCGCCUACUCCUAUCAAUCGAGCCGCACUUAUGCCCUAAGCGCCUACAGGAAGGCCGGGGCCAAACCUGAGACAGAGGAAGAGGAAGAGCAGGAAGAGGAGGAGGAAGAAGAGAAGGAGGAAGAGAAGGAAGAAGAAGAAGAAGCAGGAGAGGAGGAGGAGGGAGGAGAGGAAGGAGAGGAGGCCGAAGAAGGAGAAGAACAGGAAGAAGGAGGUGAUGAGGAGGAGGGGGAAGAGGCAGAGGAGGAAGAAGAACAGGAGGAUGAGAAAGAAAAGGAAAAAGUAGACGAGAAGAAGGAAAAGGAAGAAACGAAGAGCCCAAAGGAACAGAAAGAGAACGAGAAGGAGAAAGAAAAGGAGAAAGAGAAGGAAAAGGAGAAGAAGAGCGAUAGCAAGGCUGACAGCAAUAAGGCAGAUACCAAGAGUGAAAAGGGGGACAAUAACAAGGGCGAAAAGGCCGCUGCGGUCAAGAGCAAGUAAAGCUGCGUACCAUCACCGAUCCCGCCACUGCUGCACUUCACUCACUCACACGUCCGUCUGGACCCCUCUGUGUCCUCUCUGUCCCUCUGCCAAAAUCACUUCAACACACAACACCACCACCAAACAAACGUCAUCCACUCAUCUUCACUUUCAUUUCACUAGGUAUGACUGAUUUCAUCUGCUGAUGUAUCAGGAUCUCUGCGGGCAAGGUAAUGAAAGUACUGAAAUGGAGACCGGCUAGUUUUCUGUGUAGCACUCAAGAGAUUAAACAGGGUCUAUGCAGAGAGUAUAUGAAGUAGCUCAGCCAAAAAUGGCUAUUUUGUCAUCACUUACUUGGAGGUAGCAGACAGAAUGUCUAAGUUUGUGUUUUUCAUACAACAAAAGUGGAUGCUGAGUAAACUUCCAAGCUCCAGAAAAACAAUUAAGCUGCAUAAAAGUAUCAUACAUAUUGUCCGUGCCAUUUGUGAUCAUGGACCACAAAACCAGUCAUAAGAGUCCAUUUUAAAUUAAGAUUUAAUAUGUAUACAUCUGAAAGCUUAAUAAAUAAGCUUUCCAUUGAUGUAUGGUUUGUUAGGAUAGGACAAUAUUUGGCUGAGAUACAACUAUUUGAAAAUCUGUAAUCUAAGGGUGCAAAAAAAUCUAAAUAUUAAGAAAAUCACCUUUAAAGUUGUCCAAAUGAAGAUCUUAGAAAUGCAUAUUACUAAUCAAAAUUUAAGUUACAGUAGGAAAUUUACAAAAUAUCUUCAUGGAACAUGAUCUUUACUUAAAAUCCUAAUGAUUGUUGGCAUAAAAGAAUAAUAAUAAUAAUUUUGACCCAUACAAUGUAUUGUUGGCUAUUGCUACAAAUAUACCCAUGCUACUUAUGACUGGUUUUGUGGUCCAGGGUCACAUUUGUGUGCCAUAUUAAAAGUCUUCUGAAGUUAUAUGAUCAAAAUUGAAAGAUUUUUCACUUAUAAUCUUCAUAUCUUCGUUGCUCUCAAAACGUAAAGGUAUAUUUCACCAAAAAUUACAAUUUUGGCAUCAUUUACUCACCUUCAUCUUUUACGUUUUGGUUUCCUGGACUUUCAGUGGAGGGACAAGCCAUGUUUUUCAUGGGUUUUGUAUCCUAUAAAAUAAGUCCAAUUUUGGCUACAGAGCAAGCGUGUUACAUCCUGAAAGCGAAACAUGGAGCUGUAAUCAUAACUGUGUACAAAAACGAUUACAAGCGCUCACUGUUAUACUGCCUCUAGUGUUCAUUUCUGUUGGAAACUAUAGUGAGUACUUAUUGGUACGUAUUUCAUGUCUUGCGACAAAAGUUCCCACAGAUACAUUUUCAUCAUGUGUUCAGGUAGCUUUUUUAUGAUACAAGGUUUGGCAGUUCCAACCAUUAUGCACUUUUUUGUAUGAAAAAUAGGAGCUUUUAGCUUAAGCUGGACUUUUAGCUUAAGCUGGUCAGAAUGAUAUUAGAGAGUGUAAAUGAUGGCAAAUAUUAAUUUUUCACAUCAAGACAGCAAAAAAAGGUGAGAUCAGACAGCAAACACUCUAGUCACACCUGGUGUUCACGUGCCAUUAUUGCCAGUGGUGCCGGACAGCACAAAGGAAGGUGAUGCCAUGCAAUCUAAAUGCACAGGCAACCGGUGCAAAACGGACCAAGUUUGCAGGUUCCAACCUCUCGGUGCUAUUUGAUUUUAAAAACAAGUGAGUCUGAGCAAAAGCAUAUCCAUUAUAUAGAGCUUCACUCGAGUCCUGAAUGUAUGUCACGAGCCAAGCACAGGGACAGGCCACGUCUCCUAAUUUUCCAGCAAUUUUAGGGCAUCUAUACCCACAUGAAUGAAAUUGUCCAAGCUCAUUUCAUUAAGUUCACUCAUAGGGGAAAGAAUGUUUCAUUCACAUUCUCAUGCAAAGCAUGCAUCAUUUUUUAACAUUAAUGAAUGCAUCCGUCCAUCCAUUUAUGGUUUCCUUAAUUGCACUGGUCACAGCACGGCAAACGUGGCGGCAUGGAGUUAAACGAGGUUGAUGACAUAAAAGAUUAAACAUUUAUGGAUUUCUUGGGGAGGGUUUCAGCAUUUAGAUUUGGGAGAGAAGUGCGCAUUGUGCAUCUGUAGUGUGAGAAAAUCCUUCUGCAAUUUAGAUUCUGACGCUUUAGAGACGACUGCUGCUAAAUAUCCCUCUAUUCCUUCCUGUGUUCAAAAAUGACCUCCUCUUGAUUGAUUCACUCUUGAUGGAGCAGAUCUCUAAUUCUGAAGUCAAUCUUCCUCUCCGUCCUGAUCUCGUUAUGUUUUUUUCCUUCUGAAAGAUGGAUAAGUUUCCUGUGUCCUGCUCACAGAAGGGUGCAUUUAAUUAAAUAUGUCUGGCCACUGCCUGAAAUCAAAAGAAAAUACGAUUUUAUAUUAAGAAAAUGAAGAUUACUUUUAGAACCAUUAAGAUUUGUUGCUCCCACACCCAAGUCUUAUUACCGUAAUGCAUCUGGACAUUUUACUUGUCUUACUUCUCAUUACUUUUCUCAAUGUUCUCAUCAUUUUUACAGUAAAAAUAAUGAGAAAAAUAAUAUUUGCAUAAUAUUUAUAAAUUAUUGGCAGUACAACAAAUCCUACCAUGAUGAAUAAAUGCUUUAGUGUUUAAAUAAAACACAAUUUUUAUCACUUUAUAGUAGUUUGAGCUGGGAGGAAGGUGUUUAAUUUGAAUGCAAAUGCAAAGAAUCUUAAUCGUCAAACAUUUUCUUUAUGCAAAAUGUUUUUUCUUUUGAUUUUGGGGUUGAAUAUGAUUGUGCGUGCUCUGAACUCAAAUGGAAGUGAGAAAGCAUGAAUGUGUACAUUGUUUUAUGUUUGUGUGUGUUUUUGGUUUGUGUACAAGAGCUUUCCUGCUUCUAGAAGCACUGCAAACACUUGUGUUUGUCUGCAGCACUGCAGCUGGUGGUGACAGAUCCGGCUCUCUUCUCUCCCUGCAGGUGACAGGCAGGCCAUAGAGAGGGCAGAGGGGUCACAGACAGUCACACCAACAGCCAUAGUGAAGGGCUAUUAACCGCCACAUGAUUACUCCAGAAAAACCACCAAUACAAGAACCCAUUCAAACAGCUAUCUGAAACACCACCAAUGACCCUUCACAUAGCAGGCCUGCUUGACUGAAUAAUUACAGAAUGCAGAUUAUGUGACAUUUUGGGCUAGUGUCUCGAUUUGCAAAAUUUAGAGCUGUGAGAAAGCAUCGAGAAUGUUUCUAAAAUAUGCCCUGAUGUUCACCUGUCACAAUAAAUAAACUUAUGAAACCAAAAACAUGAAAUACUUUGCUAUAUCUUUAUUUAAAAAAAAAUGGUUUAAAAUAUUAAAAUCAUGGAUGGAAAAAGAACCAAUGAAAUUCUUUCUAUUCAUGCAUUUUUGUGAUGUUAAAUGAGUAGCUUGUUUCAGAUCUGACUUCAUUACUUCUUACAGCCUUUGUGCAUAUAAAAACUUUAAUGUCUGCCUGCAUAAUAUGGUUCUAGUAGUAUUUAGCAAGAGUAGGUAUUUGAAUCAGUGUUGCACUGACAAAUUCUUACAUCAAACUCUUCUGAAAUAGCUUGAUUUUCAGGAGAUUCACCCUCACUAUCCCUGAUCUGAACUUUUUCCAUCAAUGGUCUUGAUUUUUUUAAAAUCAUUUAUCAAUAAAUAUAUGGCAUUAGAAAAUGUUACACAUGUUGUUUGUUUAAUAAGACUGACAGAUGAGACGGAAUUGUUCUGGAAAAAUAUAAUUCCAAAUAGUUUCUCAAAUUUUAUCUCAACAAUCUGUGAAAUAAGGCUCAAUGUACUGUGUAAAUGAAGGAAUUUUCCAUUUACCUGUUUUUGAAAUACUCAUUACACUGUAGGUAUUGUGUUUUGGGGUCAAAGGAAAUGUCUCUAAACUUAACCGAUAAAGCCCUGGCUGAUAAUUACCAAAACUGUUUUCUUAAAGCUUGGAGGAAAUGAGUGAAGUAUGGUGACAGUGAUGUUAAAACAAGUUUACUGCAGGAUUCGACCUCGUUUUUUGCAGCGACUUAUAAUUUAAAAGAGCCGGAAAGGAGGGAAGAGCAAGAUUUCUAAUAAAUGUGAUAAAACAGUGCUGCAAAUUAUUCAUGAUAUGAAUCAAUCAAGAGGAGUUUCAAUUUGCAUGGCCUGAUUCACUUGGAGCUUGACAAUACGAGGGGGUGGGAUAGAUUUGCUUGAUGUGUGUAAAAAUGUACGUAAAUGCCUUAAUCAUGAAUCUAAACUGCUUAAAAGAGUCUUCACAUUUUCUGCAUCUCAACACUGUUUCAGAGAUAGUUCGUGAGUGCUGACACUUUAACUGUAUGGCUGCUAACUGAUACAGUGAUGUUCCCCUAAAGCCAAAUAAAGCCAUUUAUCAACCAAAUGUACCAUA
Molecule: messenger RNA, 6467 nt
Organism: Labeo rohita (rohu)
Lineage: Eukaryota; Metazoa; Chordata; Actinopteri; Cypriniformes; Cyprinidae
Gene: neff1
Exons: 4
Coding region: 294-2123 (609 amino acids)
Cellular component (GO): intermediate filament
Source: RefSeq, a predicted model, not a curated record